AUGGAUUUCAGUGAUACUCCACCGAUCGUCCCCAACUGUCUUUUGGACCGUUGCGCCGACCCUGACCCGGAGACUGGGCCUGUCGCGCCCGCCGGUCCGCGGACCAUGGCCCUGGGCCUCACCCGCGGCUACGCAUCCGCUUGGAAAGUCCCGGAUGCUCUGCGCGAGCUGUAUCAAAACUGGAAGGAUGCCAUCCUACAGGCGCAUCCCGAGAUCAGCCUGCUGAACUUCGAGCCGAAAUACUCCGUGACGAAGGACAAGAAUGUGAUCACAUUCGUCGUCGAGCGCCCUCCGUCCGUGGAGCCUGUUAUCACUGGUCCGUCGUCGGUUCUGGGAUUCAUUCGGUUCGAUGUGCUCCAGGGCAGGGCCGAAUUCGCCAACCUGGGAACCACUCUGGGCGAGAACUGCCUCGAGCUCGGUCACAGCACCAAAACGGGCGACGAUGGCCGGCUAGCCGGCGGCCACGGCGAGGGUCUCAAGCUGGCCGCCCUCGUGCUCAGCCGCCACGGUCAUCAUGUCAGAAUUUCGACCAAUGGCUGCCACUGGACUUUCAACUUCAACGGCAGCAAGAAAUCCAACUUUUACUGCCGCAUUGCCCCGUCCAAGGCGAAGCGCGAGGCGGCUCCCAGCGGCCCGCCGGCAGAGGCUGCCAAGCUAACCGCCAGUGUGUGGGAGGACGUCUGCGUGACGAUCGACGGGACUUCCAAAGGCCAGCGGCUGGCAUACACGGAUUUCUGCGCCUGGGUGCAGCGUACGGUGGAUCUACACCCAUCGGUCCAUCGGAUUCGGACGACGGCGGGAGAGUUAUUGCUGAACCCAGAGCAUCAGGGACAGGUGUACCUCAAAGGCAUCCGCGUGAAUCACCAAAGCCUCGACACUCGCGCCUUUCACUGCGGCUAUGUUCUCGCCCACGGGCGCGUGGAUCGAGAUCGCCAACGGUUGGUGGACCCGCUGCAGGCCCGCGAAUCCAUCCACGCCAUCUGGCAAGAAGCAAUCCACAAGGAUGAAGCACGGGCACUGCCUCGGUACCUCGAGCUCUUGCUCACGCAUCCGUCCUCCGCAGAUGUGGCAGGGGCGGGGCAGCAGGUUCCGGAACGGACCGCACGGAAGCUGUGGGGGCUUUUGCGACAGCGCGCAGAACGAGAGAACACGUUCUUUUGCUCCCAGGCCCGUCAACACGCGGAUGCGUUCCUCAUUCAGUCGGAGCUCCAGAAGGAGCCGCGCGCAUUGCCCGACCUACUCUGGGAUGCGCUCCGCAGGUAUGGCCUUCUCCGGGACCCAUUGGAGGAGCUUCGUCACCGUCUGCAGAACGCGGACGCGAUCCAGGUGCCCCAAACGGCUGUCGCGCAGGGUGUAGCGCGGACUCUUCGCGCCUUGCUUGCGCUGAGCACAAGCACCGCCCGUACCCAGAUAGUGUUCGUCCGCUGCGAGACGCACGCCGUGGAUGUGGCGUACCAGCCCGAUCGCUACCGCCUCUACAUCCACGAGCGUUGGCUGCACACUCCACCGGAGACACCCUGUGGCGCACACUCCUCGGGCAGGAGCGCCCUGCUCUGGCCGCAGAUCGCCGAGGAAUUGUAUCACCGGGCCAUGACGAUCAUCACCAGCCCAAGCGGCGCAAGUGCGCGGCUUUCGGACGCGGUAUUGCGCGCGCGCUUGCAGAGGGCGCACCAAAAGCUGCGCGAGAUGCCGCGCUUGAUUCGCCAUCAGCAAACAGCCGAGGGGCAGGUGGUCUCCUUUGCCACGGGCCACGGCCUCGACUACGUGGAGCUGUGCAGCACGCAGGUCUACUACCUGGUGGUCCUACACCAUGUCGGGUGUCCCGCUACAGGCAGUCUUCUGUACGAUCCUGGCCGAGACACCUGUCCGUGCCCGCGGCAGGUCACCGCCUUGGGCACCCGAAAGGCCACCUUCUCUGGCCUCGGCGACAGGUCAUGGGUGCCAAUGAUCUGCAAGGCGCAGGGCCUCCACGGCGAAGACACCGACUCGUGUGUCCCGGCCGAUCUCCAGGGCGAGGGCGGCGCAUUGAUCGGAAGCUCAUUCACGACAUUGCCACCACCUCCUGCCUCCGGACAGCCUCACUCUGUGGACGGUCGCCCUCCGAGGCUCUGGACACCCCAGGAUGGAGCGGUCCCGUCCAGCAAUGACUGUCAGAAGGGGCCGGUCGGCGAGCAUUCCCAGUGGGCCCCAAACCCGGUGGACAAAACGGUUAACAAACCUCCGACUCCAAGCCUCGAUGAAUGCCGUCUGCAAUCUCCGCCGUACGGUCACCACGCUGGUCACGAGCGAAUGAGCCAAUCGAUAGAGUCUGUUGGCGGGGCUGUCAGAAUGCCAGCGAAUAGCACUGAAGGACUAGCCGCGGAGCCUGUCGCCGAGCCCCGGGCUGCACCGGCGAGCUGCAGCCGCGAGCAAUGA
Molecule: messenger RNA, 2415 nt
Organism: Aspergillus welwitschiae
Lineage: Eukaryota; Fungi; Ascomycota; Eurotiomycetes; Eurotiales; Aspergillaceae
Exons: 4
Coding region: 1-2415 (804 amino acids)
Source: RefSeq, a predicted model, not a curated record